This is a messenger RNA of Porites evermanni, 2639 nucleotides long. The record is from the annotation of a GenBank genome assembly. Lineage: Eukaryota; Metazoa; Cnidaria; Anthozoa; Scleractinia; Poritidae.
ACAGCUGGAUCUGAGACAUCUGCCUCUGUCACACUAAUGGCAAACAAUAGAGCUCUGGCAGCAGCAUUAGGUACAAUAAUUAUUACUUAUGUUAGGAGGAGAAGACAGAGUGGCCAAAUAGUUGGAGCGCUGGGCUUGAAAUUUGUGAGGCCCCAAUUCAAGUCCCGCCCUUACCACAGGCUGGAUUUCUUCUUGGUAGUCCUAAAAUCACAUCGUUGGCCAACUGGUUUGCGUCCUACCAGUUGGGAUUUUUUUUGACCAUUUUAUGUUCCAUUGUGUGUUUUAUAAUCCCUGAAAAGCCCCAUGAGGGUAGGCUCGAUUUCCUCCACUAUCUCAUUUUCCGAACAGCGGCUGGUAAUUGAGCCUACAUGAGGGGAGAGGUUAUUAAAGUAUUUUCUUCUUCUUCUUCUUCUUCUUCUUCUUCUUCUUCUUCUUCUUCUUCUUAUUAUUAUUAUUAUUAUUAUUAUUAUUAUUAUUAUUCCAAUUUUGUUUGCUAGUUGUAUUUUGUAGUAAAUUUUAGAGGAAUUACCAUCUUUUGACAAAAUGGAUAGCACAGUUUAAGGUAUUCAAUAAUUAAUAUUGUUAGUACUUCUUGUUUUGGUAAUAUAGCUGUAAAUGCUAAUCUUUUUUCAGCGGAGGCACAGCAACAAGUAAGAUCCCUGCACCAAGAAAACAUCAAUCUGAAAAAGCAAAUUUGUGACAACCAUCUUAAUUUUGUUGAGAAAAGCAGCAAACUAGAGAAACAAGUGAAAUCUGUUGAAUACCUCUCAAAAGAAGCUCAGGUAAGAUUAAGGUCUGCUGUGUUUUCCUUGGGCAAGUACAUGUACCCUUGCUGUAAUAAACCUUCUGCUCAUGUUUUCACCAUAAUAUUAGAUGGAGGCAUUAGGUUGAGUAGGGAAAGCUGGAAAGUUGGUUGGAGAGUUGGUUUUUCUAUUUUGCUUGAAGGUGUUAAUGUGCUAAGAGUAUACUGGUGCUGAUGCUCCCCAAAUUUAGAACCCCAUCCCCCACAGCAAAACUUGCGAAUAAGUGCCCUCCCUCCCUUGUCUUCACUUUCCUAAAUAAGUUAAGUAUAUCCUCUUUCUUCUCUCACUUUUAUAAUAAAAUUAUUAUUAUUGUUUUUUACACUUUGGCUAUACUUGCAUCGCAGUACAGGAGAACAGUGUCUUCUUCACUGAGCAGGGGGGAAAGAAUGUCAGUUUUACAGCUUGUUUUUGAGCAAGCUGUAGCUAGCAUGUACCAGCUCAAGUGUCAUUUUAACUACAAGCCAGAAAUAAUUCUUUCAAGACCAGAUUAGUUACUAAUCUCCUGCAAUUUGAAUUCCCCCAAAAAACUUCACUUUCCCCAUCGGGCAAGUUAUAAAGAACAGAAUCCACUAGGUCAAUAGCAAAAACCACUGGCCCUGAGCUAUCAGACAUGACUUUCUCUGAAUGCUGCUGAGUUAGUUCUACAUGCAUAGUUGGUCUCUGUGUCCAAGAUGGUUACGAACUUUAGUCUAAACUAUCCUUUUAAGGGCCCAUGUUCACCCAAGUGGCUUUGCACGCUUGUGUUUUUGUUUUGAAAUGCCUUUUUUCAGUCUUUUGUCAAAUUCAGUGUUUUGAUUGGGCAGAGCGUUCACCUUUUUCACGUUUGGCCGAAGCGUGACUCUACACACACUGAAGAUGGCAAUUUUCAACUACGCGAAAUCAUUUUCCUGGAGUACAGGCAUGCAAAGUUGCUUUGGUGAACAUGGGCCUUUAACAAUUGUAGUAAUAAAUGUUUCAUAUUGUUAUAGGUUGUCUUCAGUAAGGUUUACAACCUGCUUAGUCAGUCCUCCGCAUUUUAUGUCCAAGGAACCAACGUUCUGUCAGAUGCUGUAAAUCUUGUCAGUUCUAGUCUGUCCAAGGUAGAUGUAAUGGACAAUAGUGAGCAAUAUAUGGAGCCACCGGAAGUAAACAUUGCAUGCACCACCCCUCCUCCUGAUGAGCCAACAGAGAUGGAAUUUACAGCAUCACAGUCUGUUGUUAUUGAAACUUUUGACCCAGCCAUGACUGGAGGUUUGUUAAAUUUGCCUUUUUGGUAGUAGUUGUCCUCAAGAACAUGAAUACGUUAUUAAUUUUAUUUAUUGAUUGUUCCUUUUUAGAUCCACUAAUUCAGUCAAAGCAACCAGAUGUUGAUGAUGAUGGAAUGUCAUUAGACAUUAUAACACAAGAACUUGCCACAAGACGUUCAAAGAGGAAAAGUUGCACGGGCGUCAGUUAUGCUGAACCGGGUCUUCGCAAGUAAGGAAUUUUUACUGUUAGUUUUUACUUUCAUUUUGUACUGUUAUUUCACUCUGAUUUUCAUAGUACGUACAUUUCAUACUGUACAAUACAUGCUUGUAAACUUAAAACAUGGCAGCAGUUAUUACAAACUAAACUUUGCAGUGAAACUACUCCUGGGACUUAUGGUUCCACUUGAGGUUUGAACAUUUUAACAUUGUUUUUGUGGUUGAUAAGAAACUAGAAAACCAUGGGAAAUUUUUGCUAAUUUGGUAAUAUUAUUUUUCACUGUUAUCUGUGUUACUGUUAAAUAGCAAACUGCGCAGAGGUGACCCAUUUACAGACACCAAGUUAUUUGGAGUAGAAUUGGUGAAAGACUCUAGGAAAAGUAAGUCCACUUGA